Schistocerca serialis cubense is the source of this 957-nucleotide messenger RNA. RefSeq names its product lipase member H-like. The transcript is spliced from 7 exons. Gene Ontology annotation, molecular function: lipase activity. The record is from RefSeq and is a predicted model, not a curated record. Bases 1 to 957 code for a protein of 318 amino acids. Lineage: Eukaryota; Metazoa; Arthropoda; Insecta; Orthoptera; Acrididae. Gene Ontology annotation, biological process: lipid metabolic process.
AUGAAAGUCAUUGCUUUGAUUCUUACACUUGCGGCAGUAGCCUCAGCCAGUCCUCGUCGGUGGGAGCUGAUUCCCACGAAGGAUGGCGGAGUCGAGCUUUACGACCUGACCCAGCCUCUGCCGGAAGUGCGGGUCGAUGCAAGUGACGUCGUCUUCCAGCUCUACACUCAAGCAAAUCCAAGUAGUCCUCAAACUUUGACAGCAGGUGGAUCUUAUAUUGGAAACUUCGUUGCCUCGAAACAAACAAAAUUUGUUAGCCAUGGAUGGAUGAACUCAGGGGACCACAUGAGUGACAUCCGUGAUGGCUGGUUACGAGCUGGAGAUUACAAUGUGAUUGUCAUAGACUGGUCAGUCCACGCAGGAAACUGGAAUUACGCUCAGGCAAAAGCUGCAGUAGCAGGAGUUGGAGAAGUGGUGGCAACUUUCAUCAACUGGCUUGCUUCUCUUGGAGCCAGCACCAAUAACAUACAGCUUGUAGGACACAGCCUAGGUGCUCACGUCUGUGGUGUUGCAGGCAAUCGUGUUACUGCAGGAAGACUGAACAGAAUCACAGGCAUGGACCCAGCAGCACCACUCUUUGGUACAGAGUCCACUUCAAACCGUCUUGAUGGAAGUGAUGCUAGCUUUGUACAGGUGAUACAUACCAAUGGUGGACUUCUGGGGUGGUAUGAUGCUAUGGGAACAGCUGACUUCUAUCCAAAUGGUGGACAAUGGCAGCCUGGUUGUGACUAUGAUGUUACAGGUGCGUGUAGCCAUGGUCGGUCAACUGAAUUCUUUGCUGAAUCCAUAACAUCAGGAACAGGAUUUAAGGCAUACCAGUGUGGCAGCUGGAACGACUACAACGCUGGAAACUGUGCUAGCAACCCAACAGCUCUCAUGGGAGAGACUGUCUCAACCAGCGCAUCUGGAACGUACUUUUUGGCAACUGCAAGCUCUUCACCUUAUGCUCUUGGCUAG